CCAGCAAGUUGUGACAUAUUUCAGCGUUGCUUUUUCUCAGGAAACGUCAACUUCCGCCUUCUGUCUUCUCGAGCACCUAUUUGUGUUCAGUCAAGUCCACGUGGGAGAGAAGCUGCAGCACUUGCAUGUUCAGAAAACAAGAGGUUUCUACUUAUAGAAACCUUAUCGGCAAAUAAACAGAGCACAAGUGCGCCGUUACCCAGCAUAGUUACGGACCCGCGGAGGGAUCUACUUUCGAUUUUCGUUGAGAGGCGCGGAAGAGUUUCGAAGCGCCCCCUCACUUAAAAAGUGCUUCUUCAGUAGAUUUAAUAAUGCAGCAGUAGAGGGACUUAGUUCGUGACGAGGCACUGAUGGAGUUUUCUGAACACAUUAAGACCGCCAAUGUGAAGGAUGUUGUCCUCCGACAGCCGCUUCACCCUCCGAGCAGAGGCACACUGUGCAUCACCGGACACCACCUGCUCUUCUCGGACAGGGAGGAGGGCAGCCCCCGGCAGGUUUUACUUCUCCUCAGGAAUAUCGAUGCUGUUGAGAAAAGUGUGGAAAACCUUUCAUCCUAUUCCGGCCUCUUCUCUAAUGCAGGCAACAGUGAAAGAACAUCUGGAUCAUCAGGGACGGUAACCAUCAAGUGUAAAGAUUUGCGUGUUCUUCAGCUUGACAUCCCAGGCAUGGAGCAGUGUCUAAAUAUUGCACACUCCAUUGAGACACUGUCCUGUUUGGACUGUGCCUCGGAGAUGUAUCCUUUCUUUUACAGACCCUCUGAUCUCAGUCUGCAGAACCAGUGGGGUCUCUCGUCCCCUGAGAAGCUCUACAGUCAAACCCUGGAGCUCCAUUAUAAAUGGAGGGUGAGCACUGUGAACAGAAGCUUCUCAGUAAGUCCCUCUUACCCUCCAGCUGUCAUCGUCCCUAAGAUCACAGAUGAUGACAUGCUAAAAAAGGUCGCCAAGUUCAGACAAGGAGGACGCUUCCCUGUCCUCUGCUACUACCACAGAAAGAACGGCAUGGUAAUCAUGCGCAGCAGUCAGCCGCUGCCAGGUGCCAAUAGGAAGCGCUGUAAAGAGGACGAGUUUCUCCUCCAGGCUGUGAUUGAUGGCUCAGACAAAGGUUAUAUUAUCGACACCCGCUCCAGUCAGCAGGCGACGCAGGCUCGGAUGACAGGGGGAGGGUUUGAGUCCAAAUCAUGUUAUAGCCGCUGGAAGAGACUGCACAGACAAAUGGAAAGAGGUAAAGCGCUUCAGGAGAGCCUAAUCAAACUAGUGGAGGCCUGUGGUGAUGAGGCCAAUAAUAUGGAUCGAUGGCUUAGUAAGCUGGAGAAUUCAAAGUGGCUGUCUCAUGUCCAAACUGCUCUGUCAACUGCUGGCUUGCUGGCAGAGUGUGUGGAGAGGGACGGACAUUCAGUUCUAGUUCAUGGCUCUGAAGGGACGGACUCCACUCUGCUCAUCAGCACUCUGGCCCAGCUCAUUAUGGAUCCAAUGUGCCGCUCACUGGAGGGCUUCCUUUCUCUGUUGGAGAGGGAGUGGGUGCAGGCAGGACACCCGUUCAUGCAACGAUGUGCCCACUCUGCCUUCUCCCAUGCCCGUCUCCAGCAAGAAUCCCCAGUCUUCUUGUUGCUGAUGGACUGUGUGUGGCAGCUGUGGCGUCAAUUCCCCCUGGCACUGGGUUUCUCUGAGGCACUGCUCCUGAGGCUAGCAACUGAGGCUUACGCGUCCGACUAUGGCACCUUUCUGUGUAACAGCUAUCGGGAGAGAAUGGCUUUGGGUGUGAUGGAGAAGACUCACUGUUUGUUCCAAGCACUGCUGAGACCCAGGGAGAGAGACUACUACUCUAACCCACUGUAUGAACCCACUGAGCUAGCAAUCUGGCCCUCAGUUCACCCACAGUCCCUGCAGCUUUGGAAAGGUUUUUUUCUGAGGUGGACCCCACAAGCUCGUCACCUCGAAGAGGUUCAGGAGGAAAUCCGGAGUAUGGUCAUUGAGUGGGGGAAGCUGGCACUAAGCUGAUGCCCUUUCAAAACACAAACAACUUAGCAUUCUC
Messenger RNA from Cheilinus undulatus (humphead wrasse), 2031 nucleotides. RefSeq lists its product as uncharacterized. Gene Ontology annotation, biological process: negative regulation of autophagy. The record is from RefSeq and is a predicted model, not a curated record. The transcript has 11 exons. Lineage: Eukaryota; Metazoa; Chordata; Actinopteri; Labriformes; Labridae. Bases 351 to 1997 code for a protein of 548 amino acids.